Molecule: messenger RNA, 935 nt
Organism: Sphaerulina musiva SO2202
Lineage: Eukaryota; Fungi; Ascomycota; Dothideomycetes; Mycosphaerellales; Mycosphaerellaceae
Product: carbohydrate esterase family 12 protein
Exons: 2
Coding region: 9-668 (219 amino acids)
Molecular function (GO): hydrolase activity, acting on ester bonds
Source: RefSeq, a predicted model, not a curated record
AUAGUACCAUGACAAGCAAGGGAAACAACGACGGUACUCAAGGCUGGGGCGCAUAUCUGCCAGACUAUCUCAAUCUUCCCGUGGUCAAUUCAGCGAUUGCCGGCAGAUCAGCAAGAUCGUUCACUCGCGAGGGACGUUUCGCAGUCAUGGCCGAAAAAGUCACUGCUGGAGACUACGUCGUGAUCGAGUUCGGGCACAAUGAUGCUGGAAGCCUCACUCCCACCGACAAUGGACGAUCGGACUGCACACCUAUCAACAAUGACUAUAGCACCACCUGCUCCACCACCUACAAUGGGGUCGCGGAGACUGUUCUGACCAUGCAGGCCUAUCUUGUCAACGCGGCAAAGCUUUUCCAAGACAAGGGUGCCAAUGUGAUUAUCAGUUCACAGACACCCAACAACGUCUGGGAGACGGGCACCUAUUCCUGGUCUUCGCCUCGAUUUGCCACUUAUGCCAAAGAUGCCGCUGCAGCUGUGGGUGCGACGUAUGUCGAUCACGGCUACUAUGUGGCUGCAGCAUACAAGUCCGCCGGGGCCACCACUGUCAACUCGUACUACCCGAACGACCACACUCACACCAGUCCUGCCGGAGCCAAGGUUGUCGCCUACUCGUUCGUCCGCGCUCUGGCGGUCACAGAUAGCCCUAUGAAGGCCUACUCCAAACUCUAGACAUAAGCUUGAUGUCCACGGCAUACAGUAUUUUUCUUUUUUCGGGGAAGGAGGGAAGCUUUGUGAAAAGAUCUGAUGAGACACAGACACAGUUAUAAGUUGUGUCUUACCAGCAAUUUGGCACGAAAGAGUGAAGAAAGAAAAGCGCUAGUCUCCAGCCUAUGAGACACGUCGGGUCUGACACUUCCUCUAUUCAUGGCAAGAAAGAAAGACAUAUUGUUCAGAGACAGUGAAGAGUACAGUACAGUCAUUCACGAUAUAACGACA